CGCACAGAUAUUAUUGGGACUAUAAAAACCAAGUAUUUCAACGGAGAUUCGAUCAAUGUGUUGAGUUCUUGUGCCGUGUUGAGUUCUUGAUACAGGAAUUGCGCACACUUUUCACAGUGAACGCCAAAUCACAGUGUGGUGAUAGAUAUCGUACUCGAUAGAUAUACGCUUGUGCACCCCAACUGCAGACUGUCCAAUGGGCAUAUACUGGGGCCCGUUUAUCGUGAAUUUAAGAAUCUGUCGAAUGAAGCGAAUGAAGAGAAAAUAGUGCUAAAGAAUGGAAUAAAUGGCGUGGGCAUAAAUGCAAGAAACGCAGAAAUGAAACAAAUUCACAUGGUCUGUACAAGCAGAAGCUGACGGGAUCAAAAGAAUGUCAAUAAUGCACACGAGAAAAACAUAGAAACGUUGAACGUAUUAACGUGGAUUUUACAGUAAAUCGUCAUGACGUUUUGCUAGAUCAGAAGAACUGGUGUUGGCCAUAGUCACCAGUCAUCCGGAUAAGAAGAUACUUACCCCUGGAUAAAAAUUUUUUUUGUCCAACACCGAAUCAAGGAAUUGUCAUGGAAAUUGUUCCCGAAAGAAAUACAUCUGUAUCCCAACUGAUUGUUCAGUGGGCAUACACUGGUAUUCGUUUUGCUUUGUCCAACGGGACCAUGAUUGGAUUUUUAACAUUUUUGGAACUUUUGAUAGUCCUCCGGCGACCUGACAUUGUCGACAAAGACAACAGAGUACGUAUCGUUUCGGUGGAAGAGAUGCUUGGCAGUUAUGACUUUGUAAUAAUCGGAGGAGGAUCUGCAGGAGCCGUACUCGCUAACAGAUUAUCGGAAAAUUCAAAUUGGACUAUCCUGCUAUUGGAGGCUGGGAACGAUGAAGGAGUUAUCUCUGACGUACCUUCACUGGCUUUAUAUCUUCAGCACACCGAAGUCGACUGGGGAUUCAAAAUUGAAAAUUCGUCGACCUAUUGUAAAGGCAUGGUCAACAAUCAAUGCAACUGGCCCAGAGGUAAAGCACUCGGAGGGAGCAGCGUCAUUAAUUAUCUGAUAUACGUUCGUGGCAAUCGAAAAGAUUACGACCAAUGGGAGGAGUUGGGAAAUUCCGGAUGGGGAUACGACGAUGUUUUACCAUACUUCAAAAAAGCGGAAAACGUAUCCAUCCCUGAUCUCCGCGCAUCUCCUUAUCAUGGGACCACUGGCUAUUUGACUGUUGAACAAGCAAGAUACAAGCAUCCGAUUGCAAGCUAUUUUCUCAAUGCCAGUUUUGAAAUGGGUUACUCAGAGGUGGAUGUAAACGGAGAGACGCAGACGGGAUUUAUGUACCCGCAAGCCACUGUGAGAAAUGGCCUUAGAUGCAGCUCGGCAAAAGCCUAUCUGCGUUCCACAGCUGGAAGAGAAAACCUCCAUGUGCGCACGGGUGCUUUGGUCACUAAGAUUUUCGUGAAUGAAACCACAAAAACAGCUUACGGCGUUGAAUUUGUCCGAGAAAACAUGAAGUACACCGUUCGUGCAAAAAAAGAGGUAAUACUCUCAGCGGGCACUAUUCAAUCGCCUCAACUGCUAAUGCUCUCAGGAAUCGGUCCUAAGGAACACUUAGAAGAGGUCGGCAUUCGGGUUAUUCUGGAUAGUCCAGGAGUUGGGAACAAUCUUCAGGAUCAUGUGGGGAUUGGAGGACUUACCUAUCUGAUUGAUCCGCCGUAUGAUUCAUCAACAUCGACUCUUUCGGAAGUAGAACAAUUCCUGGCUGAGCGAAACGGCCCGUUAUAUGACAUAUCCUUCGGCGAAGUUAUAGGUUUCACCAAUUCCAGGUAUGCUAACAGUUCCCUCGAUUUUCCUGACCUCCAGUAUUUUCUCUGGUCAUCGGCUUUCAAUGGAAACAGCGAACUUACCAAGAAUGCGUUUGGUCUCAAAGAUGAUCUUUACGAAACCUUAUAUUCGAAUAUCAUCAACAAGGAUGCCUACAGUAUAAUCCCAUUUAUAUUACACCCGAAGAGCAGAGGCUACAUCAAGCUGAGAGAUAAUAAUAUCGUACACCAUCCACUCAUAGUUCCGAAUUACUUUGAUGACCCACAAGAUUUAGAGAUUCUGGCGGAGGCAGCCGAUUUCAUUUACAAUUUCAGCCUUACGUCGACUAUGCAGGAAUUGAAUGCCAGUGUCAGCUCGAACUUGAUCCCGGAUUGUGCUCACUUGGAAUUUCCAUCUCGUGACUAUUGGCGCUGCUACGCAAGAUUCUAUACAUUGACGAUUUACCACGCUACUUCCACUUGUAAAAUGGGCUCUGAAAAUGACGAAAUGGCUGUGGUGAACCAACGCCUCAAGGUUCACGGUAUAAAUGGUCUCCGUGUUGUGGACGCUUCCAUAAUGCCAAACAUAGUGUCCGGUAAUACCAAUGCUCCAGUUAUUAUGAUCGCUGAAAAGGCAGCAGAUCUUAUUAAGGAAGAUUGGAAUGGUCACUAGUCGAGCAAGUGAUCAUCAAAAGCAUUGAUACGUAAACAAAGAUAGCUGAUGAAAAUAUUUUCCCGUAAAAAGUGGAGCGCUGUUGUUUGUGAGAGCUAAGUAUUCAUUAAUAUAGGUAAAUAUUGAAUGAUCUUAGGUUUGAUGCCGAGAGUUUUCGGCGAGUGGUCUCAACGCAAACGAUGUUUCGCCGCUAGAUAAGCAACCGAAGUUACAUUUUACACGAAGUGAGUCCCUAAGUAAGCAGAUCUACAGCCAAUCAUAUUCCUGUAACGAUUGAUUAAUGGGUAAUAACAAAUUUGACAACUAUUUUUCAAUGCCCUACAACGUAGCAAAAUUAGAGCGACAUCGGGGGCAAUCUCCAAAUGAACGUUCGUUGUCAGUUACAGGAAAAGUAAUGUUUGGAUCUUCACAGAGUUUUCACAUUAUGUUCGUCAUAUUUCUUAUCAUCAUCAUUAUUUUCCACAAUAAUUUCAGUUUCUCAAACUGAAAGACGAAACGGGUACGUCACACUUAUUUCGCCUAAAUAAACAGGUACAACUUCACUGUGCUUUUGUUUUUCGUCGCUAUUUAUGUCGUGAACGUGAAUAGAAAAUUUAAACCAUCAUUCCGUAGCAGUGAGCUGAAAUAUGGGUACGAACCGGAUUAUCGUCAGCUCGAAAUCGACCAGAGGAAGCAAUACGAGUCGCUGUUUCGGAUGUUGACAACAGCAUUCUUAUCUUGAAUAUCCUUCAGUAGUUUUGUGUACAGCAAAACAUCUCCUUAUAGUGGAAUGUACUUGUCGUUGAAGUUACAGCCAGAUUGAUCAUUUCGAUCAACGACCAUCCAGAGUCUUUCUCUUGGAAAUAUUCCACUUCGGAAAAGACUGUUUCUUUCACGUAUUCUUGGAAUCACUCUGGUACGUCCGUCGAUUGGAGCGUGACUUCAUUUCUGGUAUUUUGAAAAAUUUCGUUUCCGCCACCAUUUCAUUGCACUGAAUCUACAAGUCAAGGCAGAGUUUGUUUUUAAAUUUUCCACGUUUUAUCGCGUUCUCUUCAGUCUUGUUACAACCAGGUGUCUUGCAUCAAACUGCUCGAGUUUUUUUUGUUUUUUUGGCACAAAUUUAUAACGGCUCCGGUUGUAAUUGAACUCUUGUAAGCUAUACCCGAUUCUUCUCAUCGCAUUUGAUCACUUCUCCGUUGUUUCUGAAAUCCAUCCUCCGCGUUUCGAAACUGUUGAAAAUUGGCUAUCACCGACUUAAAAAUUCCGAUUGUAGUAAAAAUUCUUAUUUUCUGUUCGAUCGUUGAGACGUCGUUUCGUGAUAAUUUAUUCAAAAGCCUGAUAUUUUGGGUUCUGCAACAAAUCUACUUUUGAAUUUGCACGAUGAUCUCUUCGUCAAAAGUUUAAAUGCCGUUUCCACGAUUUUGAUCAAUUUCAGACACUUUUUGGAUUCCAUUUUUCGUCUUUUUUCAAGCGCACGAAAUAAAGCUAUGGGAGCAAAGCUUGCUUCAGGAUCAUUGUCGUGUGACAACGCGGUGUAAAAGAAUGCGAGUUUUCUAUUACAAUAAUUUAAAUUAAACAUUAAAUAAUUUCGUCGAUGAAAUUUUCUUCAUCACCAUUUUAAUAUGACAGAAGAAAAGGUAUAAUAAUUUUAUCAAAUCAUUCAAAUUAUUAUGUGUAUAAACGUAUAUGUUAUGUGUAUAAAUAAAAUGUAUAGAUAUAAAAAAGUUUC
This is a messenger RNA of Neodiprion fabricii, 4158 nucleotides long. RefSeq names its product glucose dehydrogenase [FAD, quinone]-like. The record is from RefSeq and is a predicted model, not a curated record. Gene Ontology annotation, molecular function: flavin adenine dinucleotide binding; oxidoreductase activity, acting on CH-OH group of donors. Lineage: Eukaryota; Metazoa; Arthropoda; Insecta; Hymenoptera; Diprionidae. The transcript is spliced from 5 exons. The coding region runs from base 561 to 2450 and encodes 629 amino acids.